CUGGAAGAUUGGUUCAUUGAAAUAUUCCUUCUUGCGUUUCAUAUACACAUGUAUAUGUUAAUUCAUUGUGGCUGCACGCGCCGAGAUUACUCAGCUCUUCGCGAAAACAUGAAUUGCCUUUUGCUAUUCACCCUACUUUGGGCGAGUAUCCUGGGAGAUGUGUGGACAGCUCCUGGAAAUCGCGUUGAAGUGGAUCCCGAGCUAACUGGCGGUUACUUUGAGGGCGAUAUGAUGUUGAGUCCUCUGGCGCGGAAUGGAUUGCGAAGUGAAACUUAUCACUGGCCCAAUGGAAUCGUCAGUUAUUAUAUCAAUAGCAACAUUGAUCAAGCACAUCGGGAUCACAUUCAACUCGGAAUGCGCAUUAUCGAGCUGAAAUCGUGCCUCACCUUCAAGGAGGUCUCCAAGGAUCAGUCGGAAUAUGUGAAUAUAACCGCAGAGUCGGGUGGCUGCUAUACAGCUGUUGGAUAUCAAAGGAAAGUGCAGCAGUUGAAUUUGCAGACUUAUGACUUGGAUGAGGGUUGUUAUCGCCUUGGCACAAUUAUGCAUGAGAUUCUUCACGCCGUGGGUUUCUUUCAUCAGCAGAGCACCUGGAAUCGCGAUGAUUUCGUGCACAUUGCCACCGAGAAUAUCGCCGAUGGGAAGGAGCAUAAUUUUGAGAAAUAUUCCGAGAAUCUUGUGGAGAAUUUCGAUCAGACUUAUGAUUAUGGCAGCGUCAUGCACUACACACCUUAUGGCUUCUCCAAGAAUGGAGAGAUGACCAUUGUGCCGCUGGAGGAGGGUGCGGAGAAGGUCAUGGGACAGCGCGUGCAAAUGAGUCAGAUCGAUAUCGACAAGCUGAACAUUAUGUACAAGUGUCCCAAGCAGAUAUAAAGUGAUUCAAUCGAUUGCUAAUACUGUAAAGAAAUUACAGAUAAUUGUGCUUUAAAAGUUAAGAGACUUUAAGUGUUUACCAACAGUAUAAAAAAAUUACAGAUGUGUAAAGAAUUUACAAAUAUUUGUGCUUUAAAAGUUAAGAGGCUUAAAGUGAUUGCUAUCAGUGUACAGAUAUUACAGAUAUGUUUAGCAAAACUUCAUCUGCUAACAGAUUCUGUUAAUGUUAAGAGAUCAAAGCGAUUGCUAAUAGAGUAAAGAAAUUGCAUUUAUGUGUAGCAAAAGUUAAUUUUUGUAGAGUGAAGUAUGAAGAGACUUAAAAUUUAGAUUACAAU
Messenger RNA from Drosophila albomicans, 1205 nucleotides. RefSeq names its product seminal metalloprotease 1-like. Gene Ontology annotation, molecular function: metalloendopeptidase activity; zinc ion binding. Gene Ontology annotation, biological process: proteolysis. Bases 49 to 870 code for a protein of 273 amino acids. NCBI's taxonomy places the organism in Eukaryota, Metazoa, Arthropoda, Insecta, Diptera, Drosophilidae. The record is from RefSeq and is a predicted model, not a curated record. The transcript has 5 exons.